AAAGAUGAUGACUCCAGAUUCAUAAAUGAUCGUACUCCAUUGUCUUCAAGAAUUACUUUGAAACCAAAUUAUGUUUCAUCACAAUUCGUUUCAUCAGAAACUUUUACGAUUUCGUCAUUAUAUCAUUCAUUAACCUCAAACCCUUCAGUAGGUGUUAAUUCAGAUCCGUAUUAUUCUGCAAUGCAAAGUUCAGAAUUUGAACAAUCAAAUCCUUGUUACUCUUUAGAAGACCUAUUAUGCGAAAAUUCUGAUGAAUCAGCUACUCAAGUAGCUGAAAGUAAUUCGCCGCCAGGGUCAGAUUUGGGGGCAACAGACGCUUCAGAUUUCUCAUUUUCUGGUGUCUCGCCCAUGCCUUCAAUCAUCAUGUCACUUCCGGAGACACAGUCCGAAAAGCGUUUUGAACAUGUAACAUCUUUGGGAUUUGUUGAAAUUUCAAAACUCUUUGACGGAGAAAGAACACAUUCGUCGAAUAUGAGUGUGGUAUCUGACUUUCUUCCCAAGUCCUCAGUAUUAUCAACCCCUAAAGGACAUUCACAUACCCUUUCUUUUGGAAACGCCACAUUAGAUUCCGUUAAUGCUUUUGAAACCCUUUCCUUCAACACUUCGCGUUCUGAAGAUCUCACAUAUUGGACUUACAAACACAAAAACUCUUCUGACAAUACAUCUCUGACAUUGACUGAAAUGAAGUCAUUUUCUCUUGAGAGUGCCAAGACUCGGAAGACAUCCAACAUUUCGUCUGCGUUAGCACAACGAUCAAUAUCCUCAGCGAAUAAUUCUUCAGACCAUCUGAAACGAAUCACUGUGCUGGGAUUGUUUGAGAUGACGACCCGCACUGGGGAACGAACCGAAGGCCGCAGCGAAAUGGCAGCAGCCCGUCUUGCAGUCAGCCACAUCAACGAGAAGAAUCUUCUUCCUGGCUACCAGCUGGAACUCAUCACAAACGACACUAAGUGCGACCCUGGCGUGGGAGUGGACGCUUUCUUCCACGCGUUGUAUACCCAGAAGUCAACGCGCAUGGUCAUGCUCCUAGGAACUGCAUGUUCUGACGUCACGGAGAGCCUCGCCAAAGUGAUGCCAUAUUGGAAUAUAUUGCAGGUUUCUUUCGGUUCGACGGCGCCAGCGCUGAGUGACCGUCAGGAGUUUCCCCUGUUCUACCGCACAGUGGCACCAGAUUCGUCACACAAUCCGGCCCGUCUCGCCUUCGUCAGAGGUCUAGGCUGGGACACUGUCACUGCACUCAGCCAAAAUGAAGACGUCUAUUCACUGGCAGUGAACGACCUUGUAACGGAGCUGGAGCAAGCCAACAUCACCUGUCAGGCCACAAUCACAUUCGCAGAGUCAGACUUCAAAGAUCAGCUUCGCAUGCUGCGGGAUCUUGAUACAAGGAUUAUCAUUGGUAGUUUCUCUCAUGAAGUAGCACCAAAAAUAUUCUGUGAGGCACAUCAGCUUGGUAUGUAUGGAGCAGACUAUGCAUGGAUCCUGCAGGGUGCACCCAGUGAUAUCUGGUGGGAGAAUGUAACAGAAUGUCCCCAGCACCAUCUGACAGCAGCCGUUGAAGGCUUGCUCCUUGUAUCCAGUCACAAUAGCAUAGUGGGAGUCAUGCCUUCUUAUUCUGGACUGACCAAUUCAAGAUUUCUAGAAGAGUUUGAGCUCCUCUCAUUGCCAGUGACACGCUAUGCGCCACAGACAUAUGAUGCGGUAUGGGCCAUAGCAUUAGCUCUGCGUGGGGCGCAACAAAAGUGGGAGACAUCCGAGGUUCCCAUCUCACUGCAUCAUUUUGACUACGGCCGCAAAGACAUGACGGAAGAGUUUCUGUCACAGCUUGGACAACUUGACUUCCUUGGAGUUUCGGGACCUGUAUCAUUCAGUGGAGCGGAUCGCAUUGGAAUCUCUGCUUUCUAUCAAGUCCAAGGUGGUGAGGUGUCGAAGGUUGCCCUAUUUUACCCAUCCUCUGACCACAUGGACUACUCGUGCCCUGACUGUAGACCGUUGGUUUGGCAAGGGGGUCAGGUGCCCAUUGCUAAGCGUGUGUGCAAGCUACGGGUGGUCACCAUUGAGCCUGCAGCCUUUCUCAGCAUCACCUGCCUAGCUCUUGUUGGUAUCACUCUGGCAUUUGCCUUUCUGGCUUUUAAUCUGCACUUCCGCAAACUGAAGUACAUCAAGUUGUCAUCACCACGGCUGAACAAUAUGGCAGUGGUUGGCUGUAUUCUAGUGUAUACAGCUGUCAUCCUUCUUGGUCUGGACCAUGCCACUCUGCCCACAAACACUCACUUUCCAGUUGUUUGCACAGCAAGGGUGUACCUUCUGUCAGCUGGCUUCUCUCUGGCAUUUGGGUCCAUGUUCACUAAGACAUAUCGAGUGCACCGCAUCUUCACACGGAGUCGCAGUGGAGUUGUUAAGAACAAGCUCCUUCAAGACACACAACUUAUCUCUUUGAUCUGUGUUCUGCUCUUAAUUGAUGGUUUGAUUAUGACACUGUGGGUGAUAAUUGAUCCACUCCAGCGUCACCUACGGAACCUCACUUUGGAGAUCAGCGCCUCCGAUCGUAGUGUUGUAUACCAACCUCAGGUAGAGGUAUGUCGUUCACAGUAUACCCAUGGAUGGCUGGCUGCGCUAUAUGGCUACAAGGGACUGCUGCUUAUAGUCGGAGUCUACAUGGCCUGGGAAACAAGGCAUGUGAAGAUUCCAGCUCUCAAUGACUCUCAAUACAUUGGCAUGAGUGUCUACAGUGUGGUUAUCACUAGCGUCAUUGUGGUUGUGCUAGCAAACCUUAUUUCAGAGCAAGCCACCUUGGCAUUUGUCACGAUCACAACACUUAUCUUAACAUCCACCACUGCCACACUCUGCCUUCUCUUCUUACCCAAACUUCAUGCUAUCUUAGGACGUGCAGCUGACAAUGGGGAUCCGGUAAUGCAUAGCAUGGGCCUCAAGAUAGAAUACAAUACAAGGAGGUUUGUCACAGAUGAUCAGAGAGAACUCCAAUAUCGUGUUGAAAUUCAGAACCGUGUUUAUCGUAGAGAAAUUGCAGCAUUGGAUUUGGAAAUUUGUCGUUUGAAACGGCAGUUGAUAGAGUCACCAAAUACAUCUUCAGAUUCCACAUCUGAGGAAGCAGCUUCCAAGAAGACUGAUCUUUCUCCUGAUGAGAGAGGAACUGCCCAGAAACACAAUGUGAUGGAAAUGCUGCCCUCACCCAGUGUGGGAGGAGGUCUUCCCUUGUUGUUGCUAUCAGUGCUACCUCCUGUAAUACCACGGGCUAGCUGGCCAUCAGCUGAACAUGGGAACCUUCCCAUGCGUCGUCAAGUCACAUUCAGCUCGGAACCAAAGCUGGACGAUUCGAUAGCUACAGGAGAGUCUAGCAGAAAACAGGAAUGCUACAUCAUUUGUGAUCAUCAGGAUAAUGACAUGGAAGCUUCAGGAAAACCAGGUGUCUUUAGUCGCCUCAAGAACCUGCUUGGAAGUCGACCCUCAAGUCGGAAAACAUCCACAGCUUCUUUUUCUGGUACUUCGACUGGAGGAGGCAUUGCGUCAGCUCUUCGAGUCCACAUGGGUUACUUGGCAGGUCUUGUUCCCAACAGCAACAUGGCUGCCAUGACUUCCUCAUGCAACACUAGUGUCGCAGCAUUAAACCAGUAUGGACUAAGUGGUGGGCAAUCUUCCAGAGAACUCCAUCCAUUAAAGCGCUUCUGUGGCAGAGCAGGAGGUGGAAGUGGUCCCAUCAUCAGUGUCACAUCCAAUGAUGAACCUGAAGUUAGUACCUACUUUGAUGGAGAAGAUAGUAACAGUGCAAAUAGAAGAAAGUUCUCACUAGGUAUGUGUCUUUCACAUAAAGAGGAAAAAGAUUUUGGUGCAGAUGAGAGAAGAAUUAUCUACUCGUCUGUGCAGAAGGGAAUGAUGCAGCAUCAACGUUCGCAACCAGUCCUGUCAUUCAGGGAACGAGCAAAGGGUUCCCCUCGAUUCCCACACAGAAUAGUUCCGACAUGUAGCCUCAAUGCUUUAGAGGACCGUCGCAGAAGCAGUUCAUCUGCUGGUGCUGCCAGCUAUGGUGCUAAUCCAUCUGGCAGCAAUCCCUCAUACCUUGCUAGGUGCCAGAGUAGCCAGCACCACCUGCAUGUAUCGGCACAAACCGUAGGUGGUCACGGUCAUAUGGGAGGGAAAUGUAGAUCCUUAGAAGACGCCACAAGUACGGGUGCAGGGCUGUCAAGUACUACUGGAGGCGGCAGUAACUGGAAGCCUCGGGCCGCGAGCUACAGCCCGAACUGUGACGUGUGGGCCACAGCUGAAUUUGGCAUUCCACUUAGUGAACUGGGAAACAGUGGCAGAUGCAGGGACAAAAAUAUUCCGCAGAGUGUUCAGAGAAGAGACUCACAAGUGCAGAUGUAAUUGAAAAUAUUCUUUUGUGUUACAAGGUUAUUGUGACAUCUCUGAUUGUCCACUUCUAAACACGGAAUCAGGGUUCAAAAUGCAGAUAUGUUGAUGGAUAUUGGGUCAAUCACUGAUUUUGAAACUAGCAUGAUUUAUAAGUGAUAAUCCAGAAGUGUUCAGCUUAACCUCAUUCAGUGUCACUUCCCUGAUUUGUUUAGGAUGGACUACAUAGGAGGAUUAAUAAAAUGUGUAAUAUAUAAGAAAGGCAAUCAAAAUAACAGAGAAAUGUUCUAUCAGUGCACAUCUGCCCUAUAUCAUGUACCAUUUUAUCCUUGCAUUCUCUUGGUUGGUUUGGAAAUAUAACAGCAGAGUUUGUUUUGUAAA
Messenger RNA from Zootermopsis nevadensis, 4746 nucleotides. NCBI's taxonomy places the organism in Eukaryota, Metazoa, Arthropoda, Insecta, Blattodea, Termopsidae. The record is from RefSeq and is a predicted model, not a curated record.